Molecule: messenger RNA, 624 nt
Organism: Penicillium soppii
Lineage: Eukaryota; Fungi; Ascomycota; Eurotiomycetes; Eurotiales; Aspergillaceae
Product: putative AP-3 adaptor complex subunit sigma
Exons: 1
Coding region: 1-624 (207 amino acids)
Biological process (GO): protein transport; vesicle-mediated transport
Cellular component (GO): intracellular membrane-bounded organelle
Source: RefSeq, a predicted model, not a curated record
AUGAUCAACGCCGUCCUGGUGUUCAACAACAAUGGCCAGCCCCGGCUGACCAAGUUCUACACACAGCUAGUAAGCCCCUCCCACGUUCGAGACUCAGUGCGCGCACGGAACCGAAGCAGAACUCCAACUCACACGAACCAGGACACGCAAACCCAGCAAUCCCUCAUCGCACAAAUAUACCGCCUGGUCGCGCAGCGGCCAGCAAGCGCCUGCAACUUUCUCCCCCCCCCCCUCCUCUCGCAAGGCGCCAGCUCCUCCGCCACCGGACCCUCGGACGCCCCCACCCAAAUCACAUACCGGACCUACGCAACGCUGUCAUUCAUCAUGAUCUCUACGUCAACUGAGUCCCCGCUCGCGCUGAUCGAUCUGAUCCAGGUAUUUGUCGAGUCGCUGGACCGCAUGUUCGAGAAUGUCUGCGAGCUGGAUCUUAUCUUCGGCUAUGAGACGCUGCAUGCUGUGCUUGGUGAGAUGAUUGUUGGAGGUGUUGUUGUUGAGACGCAUAUCGAGAAGAUAAUUGCUGGAGUACGGGCUCAGGAGGGCUCGCUGGGUAAGAAGAAGGCUGUUCAGGCUGCUAGUGCUAGCUUAGGUCGGGGGGCGCUGCCUGGGUUGGGGGCGUGGAGGUGA